CCGCCUGGGUCACACAAGUGUGCGGGUGGGUGGCCGCCACACGCUCGCUGCGCCCCCGCGUGCGUGUGCUCGCCUCCCUCCCUCCUUCCCUUCCCUCCCCGGCCGCACUAGCUCUCCACUUCCCCAGCCAGCCGUCGUCCCCUGUUUGUUGCUGCCCGUGCUCAUCCGGCCACCUUCCAUCCCUCCGUCCGCGGCCGCCAGUCCCCCGUUCCCCACCGACCACCAGUCUGCGGAUCAAGAUCCGUCGAGGCUGAGGUGAGGAACAAUAUUCUUGGCAUGGUGGCUGACACGGAAAGCGCAGAUUCACUGCCUGGCAGUUCAAAUGCUGCUUCUGAGACGCCUGCUCAUGGGUUGGCCUCAAAGUCUAUUCACCAAAAGUCCCAGGAAAACCCCUCAAAGAAAACACAUAAAGCUGAACGAGAGAAGCUUAAACGUGAUCAGUUGAAUGACCUUUUUGUUGAGCUGGGCAGUAUGCUAGAUCUUGAUCGACAAAAUACUGGAAAAGCUACAGUGUUAGGUGAUGCUGCACGAGUACUGCGAGAUCUAAUUACUCAAGUAGAAUCUCUUAGGAAGGAACAAUCUGCUCUUGUAUCGGAACGCCAAUAUGUCAGUUCAGAGAAGAAUGAGCUGGAAGAGGAGAACAAUUCGCUCAAAUCACAAAUAUCAGAACUACAAAAUGAGCUCUGUACAAGGCUGAGGAACAGCAGCCUCAAUCAAAACAGCCUUGGGAUGUCACUACCAGUUGCGAACACUGUAGGUCCUGAUCUGGCAACUCACCCUAUGCCGCAGCAGAUAUGGAGCAACAUUCCGAAUUUAAGCUCUGUGUCCAUGGCGCACCCAACAAACGCAGCAACUCUGUUACACAGUCGGGACCACUCUGCCGAUGCCGGUCAAGGCUAUGCACCCCAACCUCGGGAGCUGCAGCUGUUUCCAGGUGCAUCAUCUUCACCAGAGCGUGGAUGUUCCGGACUAGGAAGCGACCAGCCCGCAUCGUCGAGCCUGACAGAUUCCUUGCCAGGGCAGCUCUGCCUAAGCCUCCCACAGUCGUCUCAGGAAGGAAGCAGCAGCGGUGUAGUACCGCGCAGCAGAAAGGAACAGCGGAACGGUUAGCCAGCUGACAACACUUGGAACAGUGUCUGGUGGCAGCGAUUGCCCUGUAAAUACCAAGAAUCCCCUCCCUCUACUGAUUCAGAAGUCAGAACUAAUGUUGUAGUUGCUCUGCGUUGAAUCACCACUCUGUAGCGCUUGUUCUAGAAACUUGAGAACAUGUGUGGCUGGCUAUACUUGUGAUGCAGGCUGAUCGAUCUUGUAAGGUGGAACUAACCGGCCUUUUGCUAUAUGUACAUUUUUCAUGAGGUUGUAAGUUGUGAGAUGGACAGCCAGAACACCUUAGCAUUACAUUACAGAUAGUGUGCUCCUUAGUUGGAAUAGAAAAGCAAUUUGAUGGCUAUCAUGCCUUGAUCUGUUAUCUUCCUGCUACCCUGCACAUGUAAUCUUCGAGUAAAAUCAUGCCAUGUUUCAAACAAUGAGAAGAGCAGAUUGCCCAGACUGAUGCAGUGGCACUGCUACUGACGACGAUGUAACUCUGAGCAUUAUGAACAAACAAAGCUGAUUUCUGCUGAGAAAGUUCUCUGCAGUCAUGGCUUGUUA
This is a messenger RNA of Sorghum bicolor (sorghum), 1650 nucleotides long. Its product is annotated as transcription factor bHLH11. The record is from RefSeq and is a predicted model, not a curated record. Lineage: Eukaryota; Viridiplantae; Streptophyta; Magnoliopsida; Poales; Poaceae. The coding region runs from base 277 to 1110 and encodes 277 amino acids. The transcript is spliced from 5 exons. Gene Ontology annotation, molecular function: protein dimerization activity.